Molecule: messenger RNA, 941 nt
Organism: Amaranthus tricolor (Joseph's coat)
Lineage: Eukaryota; Viridiplantae; Streptophyta; Magnoliopsida; Caryophyllales; Amaranthaceae
Product: auxin-binding protein ABP19a-like
Exons: 1
Coding region: 84-713 (209 amino acids)
Cellular component (GO): cell wall
Molecular function (GO): manganese ion binding
Source: RefSeq, a predicted model, not a curated record
AGUGUGACAAACCUAAAGCUUUUCUUUAAAUAAUUAUUUUAGUUUAUUCCGUCAUACUAAAAUAAAUACUAACUUAUUUCAAAAUGAAAAAUUUAACAUUUUCGUUCUUCAUUCUUUUUCUUUUGGGUUCUCACAGCAAUGCUAUUGAAAUAGACUAUUGUGUGGGAGACCCAAGCCUUCCAAGAGGACCACAAGGUUAUGGUUGUAAAGAUUCAAGUACACUUACAGUUGAUGAUUUUAUUUUUACUGGAUUUCGUGGUAAAAAAUCCAUCACUAAUAUUUUCCAAAACAAUAUUACUACUGCAACAGUAAUAGAAUACCCAGCCUUAAACGGGCAAGGUAUUUCCAUGGCUAGAUUAGAUUUUGGUGUAGGUGGAGUUAUCCCUGUACAUUCUCACCGAACUUCUGAAAUCAUCGUUGUUGUAAAGGGUACAAUAAUUGCAGGUUUUAUUGAUACAAAUAACACGGCAUAUUAUAAAACAUUAGAGGUUGGUGAUGUCAUGAUUUUUCCUCAAAGCAUGCUUCACUUCCAGGUUAAUGUUGGUAGAACAGUAGCCACCGCAUAUGUUAGCUUAAAUGGUGCAAAUCCAGCUGUACAACUAACUCCUCCUUCGCUAUUUGCUGGAAAUUUACCUGCUGAAUUAGCUUCACAAAUUACUCUUUUAAGUCGCAAAGAAGUAAUGCGAAUGAAGAGACUAUUUGGCACAGCUUAAUACAUGAUUCCAUGAAUACUUUUACAAGUAUGAUUUAUCAAAGUUUAUGAUUAUAUGAUUCUAUGAGUAAGCAAUAAAUGUAUUUGCCGAUUGAUGUUUUUUCUAUGUAGUUCUCUUAUUGUUGUUUAAACUUGAAUUAGUUACCAAUGAAAAUAAUUAAUUGUAUGUUUCUCAUCAUAAUUUCACAUAUACUUUAAAAAAUUGGCAAGAAUUACCAUUGUUAAUUAU